Molecule: messenger RNA, 480 nt
Organism: Theileria equi strain WA
Lineage: Eukaryota; Apicomplexa; Aconoidasida; Piroplasmida; Theileriidae
Product: signal peptide-containing protein
Exons: 1
Coding region: 1-480 (159 amino acids)
Source: RefSeq, a predicted model, not a curated record
AUGAAGGUUCUAUCAGUACUCUGGACGAUAUGUUUGGUAAGACUGUGCCAUGGUCUAGGUUUUUUCUCAAGUUGUUGUGGAGGGGACGUUACAGAUGGUGAAACACUUGAUCUUGCUAAUCCCGAUUCGUCCAAAGUAGAUGUAGGGGAGGAAACGAGCAAUGGAAUAAGGUGGAAAGUAUUUACUCCCAAGAAUGAUGCAAAAUUUACCUCAUUCACAGAAGGAAGAGUAGAAAUAGCAAAGACAAACUGUGGGUUGAAAUGUCUAAAAAUCUCGUUGAAUUCACAGACUCCUCUCAUGAUAGUAGAACGUGUAGGCGCUUGUACACCUGCAAAGUACUUUGAGAAGGUUGAUGAAAAAUGGAAGGAGAUUAGUGAUCAUACUUUGUGCGGUAAACUGAAUGCAAUUAGCAAGAAUACAGGAAAAGCAAACGAGCCAGUAAAUACAGAGGGUAGUUCCAAUAAUAUAGAAGAUGAAUAG